CAGACAAGGAGGAGGUAACGGCGGUUUUUCAUUGAUUUAUUUAACUUUGGCGUUCAUUAAAAUUACAUUCACACAAUUUCUGACUCUUUUUGUGUAUUUAAAGCGAACUGAGAAACCUAAAGCUACGCAUACAUAAAAUGAACGGACAAGCUGACGUUGAAGUUGACUACAAGCGCAAAUACAAAAACAUCAAACGCAAAUUAAAGUUCCUCGUUUACGAGCAAGAAUGUUUUCAAGAGGAGCUGAGGAGAGCACAGAGGAAACUUCUGAAGGUUUCCAGGGACAAAAGUUUCCUUCUGGACAGAUUGCUACAGUAUGAGAGGGUAGAUGAAGACUCAUCAGAUUCAGAUGCAACAGUUUCUUCAGAUAACAGUGAAGGAGAAGUACUCAGAGAGAGGGAAAGAGAGCGAGAAGGAGCAAAAAAAAGAAAAAGUAGUCCAGGGGCAUGCCUUUCUUCAUCGUCAUCUCCUCAUCUUUCCCUUCUGUCCCGUCCUGGAGUAAAUCCCCUGCAGGCAUCUGGCGCUGGACCAUACCUCAACACUAUGCCCUUCCCACCAGAGUAUUUGGCACCGCCAGCUGAGCGAAUGAAGAAAGAGAGAAAACCAAAGACGCCUAAAAACAAGAAAGAGACAACGGGGAAGGUUGUCGCUCCAGUGGCAGCUAACUAUGCGUCAGCCAGUGGGACUCCUCCAUCAGCCAGCGGCCCCUUCAGCUGGGUUCCCAGACAGAUGCUUAGUGGAGAUGCAGCUGAGGAGGAGGGUGAGAGCGACGGAGAAAGUGAUAGGGGCGAUGAAGACAGAGGGGAGGGAGACGAGGCCGAACUCGUCAUUGACAUCCCGAAUGAGUGAUUGUGUGUGUGUAUAUGUGUUUAAAUAUAUUUAAAAGGAAGGAAUGAGUGAGGUUUAUGUAUGUGAGUGAGAUUGGUGAAAGGCGACUGUCUCUUUCUGUACUGAGAAGCAAGUUCGUCAGUUUUAAAAGGAGAGCAAAGCUCCCCCAUGUGGAUUAAUGGUGAACUGCAGAGUCACUGCAUCUUCAGAGGAGAGUGUUGUUUUCUGUUAAGCGAUAAAACUGUGACAAAGGUAUAGGCUGCAAGAUUUUAAGAAAAGUGCAGGGCUUGAUGAACUGAGAUCUGUUUUCAUCUGCCUGAUGAUAAUUUUCAUGUGAAGACAUUUAUCAGUCUACAGACUGAAUUGAACCAGUGUUUGCCUUUGAAAAGGUUUUUGUUAUACAACGUCCAACCACCAUCUCAUAUUCACUUUGGUCCAUUAAAACUCUUUGUAACUUUAAAUGUUCACUCUUUUGUGUUCUUGUUAUUGACAGUUUUUACGCCUUUCAUUUUUUUUCCUGAUAAGUUUUUAUGUCACUGGCAUCAAGAUCACCCUUUUUUUUUUUAUCUCUAAACAUGUAUUGUUUUUGCAUCAUUUGACAAGUGUAUCAGAAACGCUUUUUUAUGUGAUAUCAGCUUUUGUGACCAGAUGCCACAAAGGCAGUUACUAAAAAAAAAAGAAGCUGUUGUUGGUUGACCAAAAUAAAUCUAAUUGAACCAUU
Messenger RNA from Cololabis saira (Pacific saury), 1548 nucleotides. It is a transcript of the gene ino80e, whose product is annotated as INO80 complex subunit E. The transcript has 8 exons. Gene Ontology annotation, cellular component: Ino80 complex; nucleus. Gene Ontology annotation, biological process: chromatin remodeling. NCBI's taxonomy places the organism in Eukaryota, Metazoa, Chordata, Actinopteri, Beloniformes, Belonidae. The record is from RefSeq and is a predicted model, not a curated record. Bases 138 to 848 code for a protein of 236 amino acids.